Molecule: messenger RNA, 1310 nt
Organism: Lotus japonicus
Lineage: Eukaryota; Viridiplantae; Streptophyta; Magnoliopsida; Fabales; Fabaceae
Product: F-box/LRR-repeat protein 12
Exons: 1
Coding region: 1-1167 (388 amino acids)
Biological process (GO): SCF-dependent proteasomal ubiquitin-dependent protein catabolic process
Cellular component (GO): SCF ubiquitin ligase complex
Molecular function (GO): protein binding
Source: RefSeq, a predicted model, not a curated record
AUGGGAGAUCUUUCUAGCAAUUGUACUACCUCCAUCAUGCACCUCCCGGACGAUUGCCUUACGAUUAUUUUCCAUGCUUUAGAUAGUCGGACUGAUCGUGAAUCAUUUGGCCUGACUUGCCGCCGAUGGCUUCACAUUCAAGAUUUCAACCGUCGGUCACUGCAAUUUGAGUGUUCAUUCACUGUAUUAACUCGUACCUCUCUAUCAGGAAAGAGUUUUGACAUCCAUACAUUCCAUCUCCAUAGAUUGCUGAGGCGCUUUCAACAUUUAGAGUCUUUAUCUCUAUGUGGUUGCAGGGAGUUGAGUGAUUCAGGACUGACACGUUUGCUAACUUAUGGUUCAAAUUUGCAAAAACUUUAUCUAGAUUGUUGUUUCAAAGUCACUGACUAUGGGCUCUCCCUGGUUGCUUCUGGAUGCCCCUCAUUGACGACAAUUAGUCUCUACCGGUGUCUCGGUGUUACUGAUAAGGGGCUAGAGACUUUAGCAAGUGCUUGCCUAUCUUUGAAAUGCGUGAACAUCUCAUAUUGCACACAAAUAUCAGACAAAGGAUUAAAAACUCUUACAGAGCAUUGUCGCCAGCUUCAGGCAGUCAACAUAUCGCACUGUGAUAGUAUAACCGGCAUCGGCUUUGGUGGCUGCUCAAAAACUCUAGCAUGUGUAGAGGCUGAGUCUUGCAAGCUUACCCCAGAAGGGGUCAUGGGAAUUGUUAGUGGUGGUGGCAUGGAAUAUCUAGAUGUGUCUUGUUUAAGUUGGUCUGUUCUGGGAGAUCCCUUGUCCGGAAUAGGAUUUUCCUCGCGCCUCAAAAUCCUUAACUUUCGGCUGUGCAGAACUGUUUCUGAUACUUCUGUUGUUGCAAUUGCAAAAGGAUGUCCUCUACUUGAAGAAUGGAACUUAGCAUUAUGCAAUGAGGUUAGGAUAUCUGGAUGGCAGGCCGUCGGGUUAUACUGCCGGAAUUUGAAGAGACUGCAUGUUAAUCGGUGCCACAAUCUCUCCGAUGGUGGCUUGCUGGCCUUACAGGAUGGGUGCAGAAGUCUCACCAUUUUGUACUUGAGUGGCUGUUCUCGCUUGACAUCUAUUGCAUUAGAGUUAUUCAAGUCUCACAGACCUGAUGUAUGCAUAAAGGAAGAAGAGGUAAUGUCUAUAAAGCCUAACUGGGAAUUCAGAUGAUACAAGAUACAUAUUUGUAAACUAUCUAGACAUUCCAACUAAGCUUUAAUCAGUUGUAUGAAAAAAUAUUUAUUUGUAUAAUUAUUCUAGAACCUAUGGUUGCUUCCAGUUAUAAAUUAUUUGGAUGCUAAGGAUGAACUUAA